CGCCGCGUUGCGUUUCUUGUUCUCGUUGCAGGCUGGGAGAAGACGUGUGUGCGAUCCUGCGACUGUCUGGACCGCUGAAGAGCCAGUUCGCCAAGGAGCACCAGCUGGAGCUGGACAAGCUGCUGGACGCGAGCGACUACAAGGAGCGCUACCGGGGGGACAUGAUCCGCUGGGGCGAGGCUCGUCGGUCCGCCGACCCCGGCUUCUUCUGUCGACUGGCGACGCAAAGCGACGGGGCGCGGUGCCCCGUGUGGCGCCGCCUCUUCAUCGGAGGCGCUCUUCAUCGGAGGCGCUCUGUAAAGUGUUAACGCACAAGCAGCAGGAGCAAUCAUCGCCUCCCACCGCAAAACCUCGGCAAGACCCUGCCACUAGAAGAUGCACGAAACUCGGCUGGGCGUACCCUGCGUAGACAAGCAGUAAUAUAGCAACAGCAAUAACAACGGCAACGAUAAUAGUGAGUUGAACACGUAGUAGGCUUCCGCGACCAAUGUUAUCAAUCCUAAAGGUUGUGCCCGAUGAAGCCGGUUGUCAUGGGCAGCUAAACGUCACAAUACUCAUACGGUAAAUGU
This is a messenger RNA of Lethenteron reissneri (Far Eastern brook lamprey), 569 nucleotides long. Its product is annotated as phosphomevalonate kinase-like. Lineage: Eukaryota; Metazoa; Chordata; Hyperoartia; Petromyzontiformes; Petromyzontidae. Gene Ontology annotation, biological process: cholesterol biosynthetic process; isopentenyl diphosphate biosynthetic process, mevalonate pathway. Gene Ontology annotation, cellular component: cytoplasm. The record is from RefSeq and is a predicted model, not a curated record. Gene Ontology annotation, molecular function: phosphomevalonate kinase activity.